AUGGUGGAGUGUGGAGUGACCGGUAAUCAGACCGGUAGCAAGCUGUGGCCGUUCCAUGUUGGCCUGUACCGCACCGUGGACGGUGAGACGCUUUACUUCUGCGGAGCGACGAUUGUGAGCCGUUGGUUUGUAGUCGGAUCGGCCCACUGCGUCCUCAACUACCCGCCUCAGAUGCUCUCGGUCCGCUACGGAACCUACGAUCUGACGCAGCCGGAGCAGGGAGGUCGAAUUGGUGUGUCGCGCGUGCUACUUCAUCCCGAGUACCGGGCACAGGAUUUCAGUCACGACAUAGCUCUGCUGGAACUGAUGACCAUGCUCCCGUACGGUGAAACGGUGCAACCAGCUUGUCUAUGGCGUGCGAUACCUGGCACGGGCGCAGAUCAGGAUCACUUGGAAGGCACGCUAGGCACUACCGUGGGCUGGGGCAUCGGACCACACAAUCUGUACACCUACGUGCUGCAGAUCCUGGAGGUCAGUGCGAGCACCAAGCGGAAGUGCAUCGAAUCGUUUGAUGAGCGGCUGUUCACAGGCGACCAGUUCUUCUGUGCCGUAACUCCCGUCUGCAAGGGUAGCGGUGGUAGUGGCUUCUACGUCAAGCAAGGGGAUCGAUACUUUCUGCGAGGCAUCACCACGUUCGGGCUGGCGGCUAAGGGCAAGUACCUGUGUGGCGUCAACACGCUGACCAGCCUGCUCAAUGUUGCCCACUACACGGACUGGAUUCAGCAGCAGUUGCAACUGCAACAGGAGGGUGCAACCGACUCUUCUGGUGGUUUUCUGGUUUGGAGAACCACUUCUUUCUAUCACCUAAAACCCAUCCCGCUCAGGGAAGGGGUGGAUCCAAGAAUAAAGUUUUCUCACCUUACACCAAACCACAGAUUACAGCCACCCCGAAACGGCCACCGUUCGCCUGGGGAUCGGGAUCGCUAGAAAUGGCCCCGGCC
This is a messenger RNA of Anopheles aquasalis, 941 nucleotides long. Its product is annotated as venom prothrombin activator vestarin-D2-like. NCBI's taxonomy places the organism in Eukaryota, Metazoa, Arthropoda, Insecta, Diptera, Culicidae. The record is from RefSeq and is a predicted model, not a curated record. Gene Ontology annotation, molecular function: serine-type endopeptidase activity. Gene Ontology annotation, biological process: proteolysis.